ACUGCCUUGAGCCAGAAUGCGCUUCCACGUGCGGGACUGUCCUGCACAUCACAACGUGCGCUGCCUCCAGAGUGAAUCAUCAUCAUUGAGGGAUCCCGAAGCGAGAACGAUUGGAAGCUACCUGAGGUAAGGGAAGGGAAAGGACAGGAAAGGUACGGGUAGUUCUUCUAUCUACAGUACAGCCCGUCCAGUAUCGAGCAGGUCGGGCUAUCGCAGUCGCACAAGACCUGCACCACAUUCAGCUUCCGGACGAUACACUGGCCCUGCCUCCAAGGCGGAUGGUGUGCAGCAACAGAUGAGCGCUGGACGUCAGUAAAGGAACGACGCCCUCCCAGUCGAACGACGACCCCGUCCAUCUUCCCCCCGUCGAAACACCCGGAUCUUCGCGUGGAUAGGAAGGACGACGUCGGUUCGACCACUCGAACGAGAGCGCUGCCUAGAGGCUCGAGUCGACGACACGCUCUUGGUGGACUGGCCAUAGUCCUAUGCGCCGCUCUCGCCUGCAAUCCUACCUUACCGCAAGGCCGGCGCUGAUGCGACGUCGCCGUCAUGGAUCUCUCAGGCUUCGAUCCGUCGACCAUGACCUAUCUGGCCACGCAGAUGCAGCAACCGAACCCCGUCGGACAGGACCCCUACCAGGAGAUGCUGUUGCCGGCAGAGUACAAUACCAACCACUCCACCUAUGGAGGUUAUGCCGGAAGCGACGACCUCAACCUCCUCGCCUUACACCAACAACAACAACAACAGACCACCCCGCUUCCUCUCAAACGCUUCGCUGGCGCAUACGAAGACCCCUUCUCAGACGUCGUCAGUGCCUUCGAUGCGCCGACGCAGGACUCGCAUGAACCCGAAGCCCCAUUGAGCGAUCCGAACAAUAAACUCCUCGGCUUCUCCUUGCCCACCUUCGACUACACCCUGCUCGAUUACACAUAUCGCCGAACGACCAUCUCCCUGGCAGCACAGCUCCAUGGCAUGUUCUUUUUGGCAGAAUCGCCCUGGGCCUCUGCCGGCGAUGCCAAUCCACCACCUUCCGAGCUCACUUGCUACCGAAGGAAUCUCUUUCAGAUCACCGGAGAGAUUACACUCCCGCGAACGUUGCGCUAUAUCUUGACCGAGCAAGGAGAGCAAAUACCCAUCAUUGGUCAAGAGCUAGUAAUCAGUGCCAAUGAGUCUACAGAAGGGAACUCUGUCAAGGUCAUAUCGGUCCCCUGGAAGACGCCUGCGGGCCCUUCCUCGUCAGUGCCGGAGGAUAAGACGGAGCGUGAGCCGCCAUCCAUACCUCUGGAUCUCAUGAACGUGCAGGACUUGAACACAGACUAUGCCAGUUCCCCAUUCCAGUGGAAACGGCUGCAGUUCAGGAUUGCAACAGCAAACAACGGAAGGCGCAAAGAGCUGCAACAACACUUUGUAGUGCGACUCAAGGUCCUGGCUACUUUGGCGACUGGCGGCAAGAUACCCAUUUGCGAAGUGCAGUCGAGUGCUAUCAUUGUGCGUGGUCGAAGUCCACGGAACUUUCAGUCUCGCAAAGAUCUGCCCCUCAGCGGGAAUGGUCAUAUGCGCAAGACGUCCAACGUAACACGUGCGGCGACUGUUCACGGCGGGGAGAAACUGAGAAGUGAAGCACCAACAUCGGCGCCCGUGAAAACGGAGGCUCCAGCCCCUGCCAUGUCCAUGUACUCGUACGAUGCUCACGAAGGCGUGCUGUCACACGAACCAUAUCAAUGGCAACAGCAAGCGAAUGCUGGGGCGCGUGAUCCAUCAGCAAUGGCGCCUCCCCGAACACUACCUCAGGACCUAGGACAUGCCCAUCCGGCAACUUCUCCUGGACUGCAGCCACCGACGAAGGCUGCAAGACCACCACCUGCGCCAAUCAAUCUUUCCCUUGUAGAAGAUGACUCUCCGAAGCCAGGAAGCAGUCAAACCCCUCCUGAUUCAGCACAGAAAGCCAAAAGGUUGCACAUUCCCGCUCGGCCGCCUUCUUUUUCAAUCAACACUAUCAACAGUCCCGACGAGAGUGCCGAUCUUCUGUACGAGUACUUCCCGCUGAGUCUCGACGACUGGAUGCCGCCCGUGGACGCAGUCUAUCGGCCUCACGUGGUGCAUCAUAUCAAGCUGAGGUCUGAUCCGAGAGACCCCAGUACCUCGCAUAGCGCUAGAUCGAAAAGUAAGCGCAUGUAUGUACCCGACGACGACUGAAGGUCUCGAAGCCAACGAGUGCUACAUCAUGAGAGCAUUCUGAGCUCCUCGAACGCUAUUUGCGGUUCAUAGCUGUGACGAUGCCGAAUUUGCCGGAAAGCUCGGCUCCCGGCAUUGCAUCUCAAGGCAUUACAUCCAACAAUCGACCACUUUUCGCAUGGAUAGCAAGCACUAUGCGGUCUUCAGUCUCUUGGCUUGCUGCAAUCUCCGAGCUCUCGUUUUUCCAAGAUACUGCGUUGAGAUAUGCAAUCGCCCCUUGAACAGAGUGCCAGGUGGACAAUUCCAGAGAUGCGCCGGGCACAGUCUAACAGAGUAUACACUGUCUUUCAGGUACCUACAGAUUCUCACGGUAUGUCGAAUCACGACGACUGCCCUUUCACGACCUUCAGUAGUCUGACAGGCCUUUCCCAGGCAUCGAGAAUGGUGUCAUCGCCCACAUGUCUCCGAUUCAAGACGAUCGAUGCGAACCGAUUUCCAAGGAACAAAAGAAAGAUCUAUGCAUUUCCUCGGCCUAUCCGGGGCGAUUUUUUUUUAUUUAGCUGCCUUGAUUCUUCUCCAGAUUUGAGAAGCUUGAGCUAUGUACGUACGACAGAACAUCCUCGCUAGGUAGGUAGGUAGCUAGCUAGACCUACCUUUACGGCUUUACCUGGCUGGGUACUUUAGCUUAGUGUUAGC
This is a messenger RNA of Sphaerulina musiva SO2202, 2871 nucleotides long. RefSeq names its product p53-like transcription factor. The record is from RefSeq and is a predicted model, not a curated record. Gene Ontology annotation, molecular function: DNA-binding transcription factor activity; DNA binding. NCBI's taxonomy places the organism in Eukaryota, Fungi, Ascomycota, Dothideomycetes, Mycosphaerellales, Mycosphaerellaceae. Gene Ontology annotation, biological process: meiotic cell cycle; positive regulation of transcription by RNA polymerase II. Gene Ontology annotation, cellular component: nuclear chromosome. The transcript is spliced from 2 exons. The coding region runs from base 550 to 2196 and encodes 548 amino acids.